CUUCGCUCUUCAUUAUGCUAAAGAUCGUCGCACAACAGAAAACACAAAGAAUCUAGAGAGAGAAAGAAGAGAGAGAGAGAGAGAGAGAGAUGGGGAAUUCGUGCUGUUUCCUUUGCACGUGCGUGGACCAGGCGAGCGUGGGCAUAGUCGAGAGAUGGGGCCGCUUCGCGAGGUUGGCGGAGCCGGGCCUCCACUUCUUCAACCCCUUCGCCGGAGAAUGCCUCGUCGCCCUUCUCUCCACCAGGAUCUCCUCCCUCGACGUCAAAAUCGAGACCAAAACCAAGGAUAACGUGUUUGUGCAAUUAUUAUGUUCAAUUCAAUACCGCGUUCUUAAGCAAAAUGCCGACGAUGCGUAUUACGAGUUGCAGAACCCUAAAGAGCAGAUUCAGGCUUAUGUGUUUGAUGUUGUUCGAGCAAUUGUCCCUAGGAUGACCCUGGAUGAGCUAUUUGAACAGAAGGGUGAGGUUGCCAAAGCUGUUUUGGAGGAACUUGAGAAGGUUAUGGGGGCAUAUGGAUAUAACAUAGAACACAUACUAAUGGUUGACAUUAUACCCGAUUCUCAUGUGCGGAUGGCGAUGAACGAGAUCAAUGCAGCUCAAAGGCUCCAACUUGCAAGUGUAUACAAAGGAGAAUCAGAGAAGAUUCUCCUAAUCAAACGAGCGGAAGCGGACGCUGAAUCCAAGUACUUAGGAGGUCUCGGUGUCGCCAGGCAGAGGCAAGCAAUCACUGAUGGAUUGAGAGAGAACAUCUUGAACUUCUCUCACAAGGUGGAAGGCACCUCGGCUAAGGAGGUGAUGGAUCUCAUAAUGGUCACUCAGUACUUUGACACGAUUAAAGACCUUGGCAACUCCUCAAAGAACACUACUGUUUUCAUACCCCAUGGUCCUGGUCAUGUUAGGGACAUCGGCGAGCAGAUACGCAAUGGGCUCAUGGAGGCGAGCAGUGCUAACAUCAAUAAUGUCUAGUAUUUUUUUCUUUUUUUUGCCUAUUUAGGGACGGAAUUUGUAUAGGGUUAUAGUUUCUUUACUUUGCCGUUAGAAUUCAACGAAAGAACUACGGGAUAGGUAUAUGGAUUUCGUUGUUAGAGGAAUUUUUCUAGUAAAGAGCUAUUUGCAGACUGCAGUACGUGCCUGCACGUUUUAAAUAAAUGAUAGACAUGGUAUUCAAAGUA
Morus notabilis is the source of this 1171-nucleotide messenger RNA. Its product is annotated as protein PPLZ12. The coding region runs from base 90 to 965 and encodes 291 amino acids. The transcript is spliced from 5 exons. The record is from RefSeq and is a predicted model, not a curated record. NCBI's taxonomy places the organism in Eukaryota, Viridiplantae, Streptophyta, Magnoliopsida, Rosales, Moraceae.